AUGGCUGAAGGUUCCUCAGAGCCACCAGACUUCAAUCCAGAGGGUGCCUCACAUCAUAAGAAGCCAAAUGACUUCAAAUCACGCGGUCAUUUCAGAUAUAGCAGCGAUCGUCGUCCACCUCAACAAUACCGCCACGCUCAUCAAAGCUUCCCACCUCCCCAUUAUGACCCUCAACUUGAGCAGGGCGAGUUGGGCGGCAGGAGGCGAGGCCGAGGCCGGCGGGACGGAUUCCGAGGCGCAACUGAGAAUUUUUACGCCCCGCGGUGGCAAAGAAGUUACGCUUCUGACCGAGCGGACGACGGACCCGAUUUAGCAAACUGGAGGAGGGACGACGGCGGCAGGAGUUUGGAGCAGAGGAAGUUUAGGAAUGACAUUCAAAGAGAAGGUGAUUACCCUCAUUUAAGGGAGAAGAAUGCUGUCGUACGGCCUUACGAUGACAACGGAGAAGACCAAGGAAGGACGCAUCGGACAAGGAGGACCAGUCCGGACCACCAGAGAUCUCAUCAGAAGAAACACCCUGAACCGAAGCGACGAGGGCCCAUAAAACCCCUCAAAGCAUCACCACAGGAGCAACGAGACUCUGAUAGAGGGGCUAGUUUCCAUGACAACAACAACAGACGACACCCAGGCGACUAUCACAGGGGACCAAGGAGACAGCAGAACCAGCGGAGAAACCUGAACAUGACGGAAAGCAAUGAGACCCAAACAGGAUGCCUGAUCGAGCAGCUGUCGUCAGAGAAGUACGAGUGCAUGGUGUGCUGUGACAUCAUCCGUCUAAUGGCCCCUGUGUGGAGUUGCCAGAGCUGCUUCCACGUCUUCCACCUCAACUGCAUCAAGAAAUGGGCACGCUCGCCCGCUUCCCAGGCCGACGAUUCAGCUGAAGGUUGGCGUUGCCCUGCCUGUCAGAACGUUUCUCUCAAACACCCGACUGCCUACACCUGCUUUUGUGGCAAGGUAACCAAUCCCGAGUGGCAGCGCAGCGAGAUCCCCCACAGCUGCGGCGACAUGUGCGGGAAGAAGAGAAGCGGCGUGGACUGCAACCACCCUUGUAACAUUUUAUGCCAUCCGGGACCAUGCCCACAGUGUCCCGCCUUUGUGACAAAAUCUUGCGUCUGCGGAAGAACAAGUCAACCAAUGCGUUGUAGCCAGGCGUCGCCGCUGCACUGCGACAAGGCGUGCGGCGCUACGCUCAACUGUGGCCAGCAUGUGUGCGUUCAGGUGUGCCAUGGUGGAUCGUGUCAACCGUGCCAGCUGCAAGUCAAGCAAACCUGCUACUGUGGCGUCUCCACUCGCGAGGUCCCCUGUGGCACGGAUACCGACGGAUUCAACGGUUCGGGGAAUUUCUCUUGCCAGAACACUUGCGGAAAGAUGUUAAACUGCGAAGCCCACCAGUGCCAGCAGCCGUGCCACCGCGACCCGUGCCUGUCUUGCCCUCGCUCGCCUAACACGGUCAAGACUUGUCCUUGCGGACAGACGCCGCUAGCCAAGCUCCUAGAGUUGGGUUGCUUGGAACGAAAAAGCUGUUCUGACCCAAUUCCCUCAUGUGGGAAGACGUGUAGCAUGCCUCUGCCAUGUGGGUCUAACGAUACGAUCCACCAGUGCGACAAGCUAUGCCAUGAAGGCCCGUGUGGGCCUUGUUCGCUAACUUCCAUCGUUAGAUGCAGAUGCGGUUCCAAAACUAAGGAGGUGCUGUGUACUGCCAUCCAAAAAGAAGAAGAACUCGUGUUCACCUGUGAGAAACGAUGUAACAAAAAGCGCUCCUGUGGUCGACACAAAUGCGGCGAGCUUUGCUGCGUGAAUUCCGACCACAAAUGCCAACUUAUCUGCGGCUACAAACUCAAUUGUGGCUUGCACCGCUGCCAGGAGCCUUGUCACCGUGGCAACUGUGAGCCCUGCUGGCAGUCCAGUUUUGACGAGCUCACGUGUCACUGCGGCGUCUCAGUGUUGUACCCGCCUAUCCCGUGUGGCACGAACCCACCAGAGUGCAAAAAUAUGUGUACUAGAAGACACGAGUGCGAGCAUCCUGUGUUUCACAACUGCCACAGUGAGGAAAAAUGCCCGCCUUGCACGUACCUGACCGAAAAAUGGUGCAUGGGAAAGCAUGAGCAACGUAGCAACAUCCCGUGUCACCUCCAAGACAUUUCCUGCGGGCUAAAGUGCGACAAAACGCUAGCGUGCCAGAUGCACCGAUGCAAGCGAAUCUGCCACCGCGGCGACUGCUCGCCAGCGGACGGCGGGUGCAGCCAGCCGUGCGCGCGGCCACGCCCCGACUGCGGACACGCCUGCGCCGCCCCGUGCCACAUGGGCGCUGACUGUCCUCGCACGACCUGUCCUGCUAAGGUGGCGCUGCAGUGCGAUUGUGGUCGAAGGAAAGAAGUGGUAGCCUGCGCUGAGGCUGCCAGUUCUUAUCAGAGGUAUGCUGCCAUCGCCAUGGCUAGCAAGCUGUCCGACAUGCAACCCGGCGACUCUAUGGAUAUCGGCCCGUUGCUCGCCAAGAAGGAGCUCAAACAGAGCAGGCUGGAAUGUGACGAGGAAUGCGCCACUUUGGAGAGAAACAAGCGCCUGGCCGAUGCUUUGCAGAUUGACCCCUCCUCGGACCCUUUCAAUGUGCGCUCUACUUCCGUUUACAGCAAUAGCCUCAAAGACGACGCUAGAAAAGACUUGAAGUUUGUCUCAGGUGUCGAAGAGGCUAUUAAGAAUCUGGUGGAGCUUGUUGCUAAGGGCAAACAACCAAAAAGAACUCACUUCUUCCAACCAAUGAACAGAGAGCGCCGCAGAAUCGUCCACGAGCUCGCCGAAGUCUACGCCGUGGAAAGCGUUAGCUACGACAGCGAGCCCAAUCGCAACGUGGUCGUCACCGCGCACAAAGGGAAGUCACUGUGUCCAAAAUGGACGCUCACCUCGUUGAUCGAACGGGAAACUGCCGCUAGGGCCCCCGUGCCCAUCGCUCACAUCAAACUGCCGAGCAGCAGGGCUUCAAGCACCACCACCUGGUCCAAACUGGUCAAAGAAGAACCGGUCAUCGAUUACUUUGACGUCCAGGACUGA
Molecule: messenger RNA, 3048 nt
Organism: Nerophis lumbriciformis (worm pipefish)
Lineage: Eukaryota; Metazoa; Chordata; Actinopteri; Syngnathiformes; Syngnathidae
Source: RefSeq, a predicted model, not a curated record